UGAGGCAGCUCUACCAGGAAACAAACAGCUACGAAAAAAAGGCUAAAUAGUCGCUAUCCUCCUACUGCUCUCUUGUUUUCAGCGAUGUAGAGAAAAGAGGCUGAGCUGCUCUUAAAUAAAACAGCAGGACCCAUGACCCUGACACGAGGAUCCUUCACUUACUCCAAUGGCGAGGAGUACCACGGGGAAUGGAAAGAAGGUCUCCGUCAUGGCCUGGGUCAGUUGACCUUCAGCGACGGGACGUGCUACACUGGACAGUUUGAAAACGGCCUCUUCAAUGGUUGUGGGGUGCUGGUCUUUCCUGACGGUUCCAGGUAUGAAGGGGAAUUUGUGCAGGGGAAGUUUCAAGGUGUCGGCGUCUUCACUCGCUUUGAUGGCAUGAAGUUUGAGGGCGAAUUUAAAAGUGGCUGUGUGGAUGGCUAUGGAGUGCUGGCGUUUGUGGACGGAGGCCCCGGAGGAGGAGGAGGCACCCACGAGGGUCUGUUUGAGACCAGCCAGCUGAUGAAGAGAGAGAACAGCCAGGGAGCCGUGCAGCGGGCGCAGGCGGCAGCUGCCAAGGCCCGAGCUCUGGCCAUGUGACGUGGACUACAUCACCCACAGUGCCCCAGUACCAGAAUCAUCCUCCCAACACUACCCCCUUGAAAUUUCACAGAUGCAUGUUUUAUGUCGUCUCACGUGGGGCCACGUCCCCGUUUUAGCACCUUUAAACACUGCAAAAACAUUUGGAAACUGAGACUCGCUGAUGUCACGAAGCCAAAAAGUCACUUUGUGUUGUUGUUUCUGGUGAAUUGUUGUUAAGAUGAUGAUGUCAUGGAAACAAAAGAUGAAUAGCGUUUGGUAUUUUAGAUGGAAGUGAAUCCACAGACAAAACAAUAAAGAAAAUGCAUG
Molecule: messenger RNA, 888 nt
Organism: Pelmatolapia mariae (spotted tilapia)
Lineage: Eukaryota; Metazoa; Chordata; Actinopteri; Cichliformes; Cichlidae
Product: MORN repeat-containing protein 4-like
Exons: 6
Coding region: 133-579 (148 amino acids)
Biological process (GO): response to axon injury
Cellular component (GO): cell projection
Source: RefSeq, a predicted model, not a curated record